AUGGCUCGUACCGACAAUCUUGGCUACAUUGCGUGGCUCGUGCCUUUCACUGGCAUUUUGACCAUACUCGGCACCGAGUUUCUGGCUUGUGUGAACCACUUCACAUGCUCCGAGAACUUCCCGACUUUAUCGUACGCUGCCACGUUCCGACCGGAAGCUUUCGCCUUCACUGGAGGCAUGUGUCUCACCGCCAUCUUCAUCUUCACUUCAGUCGUUCUCUUCUUCUGGUACCUCCAACUGCGGAUGCAACGACGUUCGGACGAGGAAGAGAGCGCUUCGAAGCAAUUCGUAACCGGUUACGCUUGUCUCGUCGCCGGGGUUACUGCAGCCAUCUCGCUCUUUGGCCUUGCAGUCUUGGAUAUGCGCAAUUAUCACGACGCACAUAUCAACUUUACGAUUGCCUUCUUCAUGGCUGCAUGGGGUACAAUGAUUGCAGUGCAACUUGCAAGAAAGAAAAUCCUUCAUGAAGACGAGACUGCAGAGAAAUCUUUCUCGACUGAUAGUCUUCUUGUUAUUCUCCGUAGACGUUCCUUCUGGCUCUCACUGCGUCGUUGGAGAAGCCUGGAUGUCUUUACAGCGUACACUCUCGGUCGUCUACUGCUAAACACUGGACUAGCGUCAACAUUCUUGUUUGGCUUGUUUUUCCUUUGCGCAAACGGUGUGUGGCCGAAUCCACUGGGGUUCACUGCUGUCCAAGAAGCCUUUUUUGAGGCUGUAGCCAUUGUAUGUCAACUACUGUUUAUGGGUACACUUUCAUGUGAGUUAGCGAGACUUGCGCGACUUGUGGAACGCAGUGACUAUGCAUCGUUAGAGAGGGAUGAAUAA
Phytophthora infestans T30-4 is the source of this 825-nucleotide messenger RNA. RefSeq lists its product as uncharacterized. Bases 1 to 825 code for a protein of 274 amino acids. The transcript is spliced from 2 exons. Lineage: Eukaryota; Oomycota; Peronosporomycetes; Peronosporales; Peronosporaceae. The record is from RefSeq and is a predicted model, not a curated record.